Molecule: messenger RNA, 3752 nt
Organism: Amoebophrya sp. A120
Lineage: Eukaryota; Dinophyceae; Syndiniales; Amoebophryaceae
Source: the annotation of a GenBank genome assembly
CAAGGAGCCACGUUUUUUUUUUUUCGUUUCUUUGCAAUAAAUAAAACCAAGUCUGGGUCGAAACCGAAAUUUAUUCAUGUAAAUACACAUUGGGUGAAAACUAACAGCACAACAUGACUAUUCAGACAGUGCUGGUACACUUAAUCAGCGGUCUGAAGUUGAAGGAGAAGGUGUAACCAUGGUAGCGCAGAAUGAGCACAGAAAGACCAUCUGACGGUGAUCAUUUUGGUUCUCUGCAGCUAGCCCUGCCAGGACCGAACCUAAAUCCGUCUGAAAAUCUUAUCCACUACGGCCGCGUCUUCAAGGGACAAUGACAAUUGUGUGACUGUAUGCACCAGGAAAGAAGACGGAGUACUGAAAAAUUUCCCACCGGUUGCAGCCACGAUUUUCCUUGAUUCCUUCCAGUUGCACUUUCAGCACGACGACAGAAGAGUCCCAACCUUUUCUCCCGUCUGUCCGCGAUGGUCGACCUUUUCUCCCGUCUGACCGAAAAAGUCUCGAAACUCACCGAAAAGGGGCUUUCCCUCUUUCAAGACCAAGAAAAUGCCGUGCUAUCGCACAACAAUCACGCUGCGGGGACCGCCACGGGUGGCCGACCGCUUCUUCGCCAAGUGUCCCGACGCUUGCUCUGCAUGGAAUACCCAGGAACAUCGCAGAAAGUUGCCUGCUACCUAGCGGACGCGCUGAACAGGCUGUACAGCAUUUUUUGACGCAGCACGAUGUUGUUGUGUAAGCUGUAAGUACUUACCUCUUUAUCUUUUCUUCUGUCACUUUCUACCAAGGACAAGGAGCACUACGCGGCGCAAAUUUAGAUGCUGGUAUCGCAGUUGGACAUCAUGAGAGAAUUAUUUUUUCGUUCCCGGCGCGGGCGCAUCUGGACAUGAAAAAAAAACACAUUUGAAAACGGCUAAAAAUCCAGGUACGGUGCUUCCUAUCUGAUCGUGAACAUGAGUGAGCGGCAGUACGACACGGGUAUGUUCCUCGGCUGCGUCCAUAACGUUUCCUACCGCGGGUUUCCCAGCCCGCCACUCCUAAUCGCGCUGCAGGUGUGCCAUUUUUUGGUCCAGUUUCUGCAAAAAUCGGAGAAGAUAUCAAGCAAAAAAGUGUUAACGUUAACGGUUUUGUGGCAUUGCAGUCAUGCAUGACAAAUCUUCGCUAUCAUGCAUGCUAUGCAAUACAAAUUUGGGCAUCAUUUCUCGUGCAUUCCUGCAUGCCAAAUUUCGUUAACGUUAACACUUUUUUGUGUGAUAGAAGAACGUCGUGGUAAUUCACUGCUUCCGGGGCUACGCCCGCACCGCCCUAUUCCUCGCGAUGUUUGUCGCCUACUUCUCGAACCGGGAGGCAACGGAAAUUCUGGAAAAAAUGGCGGUCAGUCGCCUGUGUCCGUUUUUCUCCCUGGACACCCUGCUGCCUUCGCAAAGAAGGUAUUUGGUGUACUGGAACACGGUCUUGGCAAAAAUGCGGACGCGAGACGGAAACGGUGUCGUGGUGGGUGGUUUUCAUAGUGCAGCAGGGAAUAGCGAUCAGACACAAAAUGCGCGAAGUAUACAAGAACACGAACAGCAGGAGCAGAGCAGCAAACCUCCACUGUUGAUGAACCUGCAAAGCGAGAAGUUUUUGCAAAAAGUGACGUUGGUCUUCAAAACCAGAACUCAGGAUGCGGAAAAAGCGACCAGAACCACCAGCGCUGCCAAAUCCUUGCUUAGUGCAGUCGGCGCGGAAAUCGGCCGUGCAACCGGGACUUCUAAAACAUCGGUUUUAGGGACAUCAACAACAACAAAGCCGAGUGUAGUUCUUUCCAAGUCGAGCACAACCAGCUGUAAGCCCAUCGUCCCGCCCGGAGCUUAUUGCUUAGAACUCUGGAGCCGGGGUGAGUGGGAGUUUCAACCGACCAGGCACAUCGAUCCGGUGGACUUGUUGCACAGUAACACCGGAAGUUGCAACAGCCCCAACUACGCAACACGCACAGGCUCGCAACGUUUUCCGUCGACGAAGCUUGCGUGUGCGGCAACUACGAACUCUUCUAUUGCGGCAACAUCACCAUUACCAAGUUCAUCUUGCACAACUCCCGCCCAGCAGAACCACACGCCCUCCUUACUGAAGAAAUCGCACCUGUUGUCCCGGCCAGUGAGGUUGUUUCCAGCACUGAAAGUGGAGGAAACUACUACACUUGGAGGGGACGAGGUGGAAGCAGCAGCUGCAGCAGGGGUCUCGUUGUCGUCUUCCUCUUCUUCCAUUUCUGUGACGAAAAUUCACCUCGAGUUGACCUCGCCACAAGUAUUAUGCGGUGACGUGCUGAUCAGGGUGUUGAGACAGACCACGGAGUCGGAGGCAAGAGCAGAAAUAUCAAAUCCCGCGUCCGCAGCCCUGUCUCGUCCCCCGACUGGUGGUACUAGCGCUACCGUUAGUAGCAGCGCUGCACUCGCUCCCGCCAAUCACGACGCUCCGACUAGUCCACCUUCCCGCGUCGUCACGAGUAGCAACUACGAACCAGAUUACCGCGUCGCGUUGCACACCCUCUUUCUCAACAAUGACAAUACGUCGAAUAGUACUACCUCCAACGCGGGACAAGAUGGUGCCCUUGACCACGCCAGUGCAACUAGUACUGGCUCUUCUUCCUCUGUCAUCUUCACCCUUCCAGCAUCCGAGGUGGACCUUCACCCCCGGAUCCUCACCGAGCAAGACAAACUCCUCGACCGCAUUGAGAUCAGUUCUUUCUCAAAAAGAAGCUCCGGUACUACUCGUGCUGGAGGCCAUUACGAUUACUACAACGAAGACCAGCACUCGUCCUGCGGGAGCUCGUCCUGGGCGUACGCGAACCUGAGCGAGGACAGCGACGCCCAUUUGGUGGAGGACCCGUUUGAACUGUGCAGUAGCCCGGACAGGCUGGAGAUGAACGGGUCCGAGUUCGACGGGCUGGAAAAUGAUCUGGCCGAGGUCGAUCACGAGUUCGGAACUGAUCCAGUCGGCGCUCACGGCGGCUCCAAAGUAGACCUGCUGCACGAUAGCGACCUGUUCGAAUACAAAAUUUUCAACAGUUGCACAGCAGAAGCAGGGGAGCUACAGGGUGCUUUAGGUUGUAGCACUAGUGCGAGCUUCGUGAACGAGCAGGUGAGUAGUGUACAGGAACUUGUAGUGGCUGCUGGUGCUGGAGAUGAACGACAAGCCCAACGACAUCAAGCAGAAGGUAAGAAGACGACACACGACUGCACCGCGACUUUCGCUUCUUUCUCGUUUUCAACGCCCGCCGCUGUGCCACCUCCACCCGUGGGAGGAUCAAUGCAGCAGACCAACGCGGAUGCGUCCAGUGAUCGCCCCUCCGGCUCCUCCGGGCCACCGGUGCAGCGGCAGGUAUUCGUGCAGUCGGAUGCGAGAAAUCCGCCUAGGUUGCUGUUUUCCCCAUCCGGGCCCGGGGGUUCCUCGUGAAAGAUGCGGAGAGCAGCGGUGCUGCUGGUCGUGGUGGUGGAGACUACUCUUUCAUUUCAACCACGUCGUGCAACGAGCGCGCGGUAGCGCGCUGCGUGAGCAGUGGCAAAGUUCAGUUUUGGAAUUUUGACGUCUGACGUCGUAUAGAUACAUCAUAGAUACGUUUUUUUGAAAGUGUAAAAGUUGGAGUUGCCCCUCAUGUACAGUGAAAGUUGUUUCAGUAUGAAAAUUUUGUUUGAAAGCUUACGCUUAGUCCACUGAUUUUCGCAAAAAGUAACGUUUCGCUCCUUGACAUUGACUGUUUUGUGAAAAGUAAAGAGAGUUAU